This is a messenger RNA of Musca vetustissima, 4416 nucleotides long. RefSeq names its product focal adhesion kinase 1 (gene Fak). The coding region runs from base 88 to 4416 and encodes 1442 amino acids. Gene Ontology annotation, biological process: signal complex assembly; protein phosphorylation. Gene Ontology annotation, molecular function: protein tyrosine kinase activity; ATP binding. Lineage: Eukaryota; Metazoa; Arthropoda; Insecta; Diptera; Muscidae. The record is from RefSeq and is a predicted model, not a curated record. Gene Ontology annotation, cellular component: cytoskeleton; focal adhesion. The transcript is spliced from 17 exons.
GUCUAUUGGCCAAAUAAUCAACAUCAUGCCGUCAGUGUCGAUGAACAAAAGGACACUGUCCAGGAUAUUAUUGAGAAAACCGUGGCCAUGGUACCAUAUGCCCGUAAACCGAAUCCCCGUUAUUACGCCUUACGUCUACAGAAUAUGGUCACCAAAGAAACCCUAUGGAUGAAUAAAACAACGAAAAUCCAAAAGCUAUUGGAACACAUCUGGAAUUCAACAUGCCCGAAUACCGAAUGUCCACAACAAAAGUCGCAACAUAUACCGCCAACGGUCAAUGUCAAUGAUAAGUUUAGCGUUUGGAGGCCGGAGUUGCGUAUACGUUAUUUACCGCACAGCCUACGGGAACUAUUCAAUGAAGAUAAAAUCACAUGUUAUUUCUAUUUUGAUCAGGUUAAACAAGAUUUUAUACAAUCGAAUUCGACGAGUAUCGACUUUGAUAAUGCCAUACAAUUAUGUUGCCUCAGUAUGUUGCAUUAUUUUCGCAAUUUAACAGCGACAACAACAAUACCGGAUAAAAAAACGCAACAUGUAGAGCACAUAGACAAAGAAGUGGGAUUUAAUCAAUUUCUACCAAAAACUGUGAUAUCUUCAACAAAGCCAAAGAAUCUGAAAAAAGUGAUACUCGCAACAUAUAAAAAAUUAUACAAUUUAACCGAUAUCGAAUACAUUACCAAGUAUUUUGAUAUUUUGAAGAAUUUCUACGAAACCGAAUAUGAAAAGUUUUCCGUAACGCUGAGCUCAUCAUGGAACAUAUCGGGAUAUUUAUAUGUUGGACCGAAAAUAGGCAUUUCAUAUCAAACCCAUCCCCAGGCAAAUAUGACACAAGUGGCAACAUUUAAGGAUAUAAAUCGUAUUACCACAUUAUUUCUACCCAAAGACGAUGCACAUUCCAAUAAUGAGAAAAGUCUAUUGAAAUCAUUGACACCCAGUAUUGAUGAUCAUUUGGGUCAGGGUAAAUCCUGUCGAUGUCGUGAAAUGAAAACACAAGUUAAGAUAACCACCACGAGUAAUGAUGAAGAUCUGGUGAUAACAUGUAAUGGUUAUAAUACUGCCACAAGUAUUGCCGACUUAAUUGAGGGUUAUUGCCUUUUGAUUAGCAAUAAUCAAGUGUGUACUCUAUGGAAUCCCAUUGGUGGUAAUGGACGUAACGAUACAACCCUUAAUAAUGGUGGUGAUCAUGCAAAUGAAACGAAUUCUAGCGAAAAUUCUAAACCAAAAUUAAGUGAAGAUUAUGCUGAACUGGGUUUAGCCGAUGAGGAAGGAGAUUAUUCAACACCAGCUGUUAGAAAUUAUGAGUUGGAUCGUUCGGAAAUAACCCUAAAUAAUACAAUUGGUGUGGGCCAAUUUGGUGAUGUUUACAUUGGCACUUAUCACACCAAAGUUAAAUGUGGCAAGGGUGAUAAAAAUGAUGGCAAUUCUGCUGUUAUACAGGUGGCCGUAAAGACCUGUAAAACAAAUGAUGAUCCCGAAAAAAUGGAACGAUUUUUGGAGGAGGCAUAUGUCAUGCAAAAAUUCGAUCAUCCCCAUAUUAUACGUUUAAUUGGCAUCUGUAGUGAAUCACCCGUAUGGAUUGUCAUGGAAUUGGCUGAAUAUGGUGAAUUGCGUGCCUAUCUUAAAUCAAAUGCCGAAAAAUUAAGGCGGGAAACAUUGCUGCUGUAUUGUUAUCAGCUAUCAACGGCCCUUAGCUAUUUGGAAUCGAAGAAAUUUGUGCAUCGUGAUAUAGCCGCACGCAAUGUUUUAGUUAGCUCACCGACAUGCAUAAAGUUGGCUGAUUUCGGUUUAUCCCGCUGGGUAUCAGAACAAUCGUAUUAUCAUUCCAGUACAUGUAUGCUGCCAAUUAAAUGGAUGGCACCCGAAUCAAUUAAUUUUCGUCGAUUCACCAUUGCCAGCGAUGUGUGGAUGUUUGGUGUCUGUGCCUGGGAGAUAUUGAUGUUGGGCGUUAAACCAUUCCAGGGUAUUAAAAAUAGUGACAUUAUUGCCAAAUUAGAAAAUGGUGAACGUUUGCCGUUUCCCAACAAUUGUCCACCGCGAUUGUAUUCGUUGCUGUCACAAUGUUGGACCUAUGAGCCAUCGAAAAGGCCCAAUUUUAAGAGGAUUAAGGAGACACUAUAUGAAAUUCUCAUAGAGGAACGGGCUGCCGGUUUUGAUACCAUGAACAAGGAGAAUUCUGGAUUCUUUUCCAUGCACAAUAGUAACAGUGAUUUGGAUAUGCCACCGUCAAAACCAUCCAAGACACCACAAUUGGUGGGUGACAACUCCAAAUUCUCCUCCAAUGCUGCGGAUAAAAAUUCCAGUGCCCUCAGUCCCCAAACCUAUAUUAUAGCACAAAAUCCCGAAAUAUUGGCCCGACUCAUGAAGGAAAAUGAAAAUCGUGGCAUUAAUCCAGCAGCCUAUACAACACCUGCCUCGGUAUUUAAUACAUUAGCUGUAGACGUAGAUACAACCAAGACCACCAAUAAUGAUAUAGCUUUAAAGACAAGUAAACUUCCCGUUUCGGAAUUUCUCAAGUUAGACAAUACAAUAACGCGCGAAGAGAAGGCUGUGGCCUUGCAUAGGCUACAACAGGACAAACAACAGAUGAUGCAAAAGACAAAUAGUACAGCGACGGAGGCGGCAACAAUUCAACACCAACAAAUGCAAAAUAAAAUGGUUGCUGCCGAUUGCCAUCAACAACAGCAACAGAAAAUGGUCUAUCCUCAUGCCCAUUGUGGUGGAGGUGGUGGUGUUGGUGUGGUAAGGCCACAAUUUAUACCCCACAUCCACGACGGCGGAGGAGGACACAUGCCUCCGGGUUUUACCACCACUAUGAUGCCACAAUUUGUUAUGGUUCCCGAAAGUAUGAUCCAUAUGCCCCAUUCCAGUCUUACGGCUGGCAAAUCAGCCUCUUUGGGCCAGGAAGAACGUAGCCAAAUGAUAUAUGAUUUUGGCCGCAAUCCACCCAUUAAUCGGCACAUUCCCCAGGCCACCCAUUGUGGCAGUUUGGAACGGAAUAUUAUGCCACCACAUUUUCAAAAUAAUAACUGUACUCGGUCCAUUGGUGGCUCAUUGGAACGUAAUAAAUCUCUGAUAAAUCCCUUAAAUGCUGGUCCACGCAAGUGUGUACCACGCAGUGCUAGUUUAGAGCGUUCUGCUCACAAUAGUCGUGAUUUUCCCAAAUCAUAUUCGCGAUCAGGUAGUUUAGAGGCUUAUUCGUCCUUUUUGGCCUUUAAGAAUCACAUGAAAAACUCGCCCGAAUAUAAGGCAUUUGAGGAAGAGAUUUAUGAUGUGUGUCCAGCAAGUAGACCUCAAAUGGCAGCAGCGGCGGUGGCAACGUCAGGUAUGCCGGGACAAUUGUAUACUCCCAUGGCACCGGGAAAUGGUUUUAUUUAUGGCUAUGAUCCACAGAGAAUAAAUCAACAGCAGCAGCUCCAGCAACAACACAUGGCCCAAAGUAUGAGUGCCACCGGCCUAACACAACAACAACAAAUACCAGGCAAUACCAUGAUGUCUGGUCAUCAACAGGCUCCAUUGAGUAUGGAAAUGAUGCCUCCUCCAACCGCUUCUUCGUCUUCUUCAUCGAUGGAAUCAGAAAUUAAAAACAGCAAUUCAAUGUUACAUUUGGUGGAGAAACCCCGCAAGACUUCCCUUAGCCGUGAUGUGGAUACACCAAAUCAACAUCAUCCUCAUCUGCAACAACAACAUCCAGCCCAACCACCCACCUCCUCGUCAUUGUGUUCAUCAUCAUCGUUGACGGACAACAACAUCAACAAUAGUUCUUCCAGUUUAAGUGACAACAAUUGUUAUCCUCCUGCUCCUCCUUCGCAAUCGAAUACCCAAAUAAAAACUAAUAACUUAGCACAUCGUCUAAGUACAAUGGCAAUGAAAGAUCGGCAAUUGUUAUCCGCCACCGAACAACAACAUCAACAGCAGCAACAGAAGAAUAAUAUGGGUGGUAGGCCAAGCCUAAAUCGUAAUAAAGAUGCCGUCUACAUAGCCACAACAAAUGUGGUGAAGGCCAUUAUUACGCUGUCGCAAGAGGUGGGCGAACACAAGAGUAACAAUUUUUUGGAAUUGGUUAAGAAUAUUGGAUUUGAAUUGCGUAAACUUUUGCAAUCGGUGGAUCAUUUGUCACCCAUUAUACCAGGCGAAGCCUAUAAAGAAGUGGAAAUGGCCCACAAAGUAUUGCCCAAGGAUAUGCAUGAACUGGUGGCAGCCAUGAAAUUGGCUCAACAAUACAGUGAUACUACAUUAGAUGUAGAAUAUAAAAAAGGCAUGUUAUCGGCUGCUCAUGUUUUAGCUAUGGAUGCUAAAAAUCUAUUGGAUGUUGUAGAUAAUAUACGACAGCGUUAUGAAACGCUGUUUCUUGAAUAUUUCGAACAAAAUGAACCGCCACCACCCUCCUUGACCGGUGUCAGGGCAUUUAGAGCCUCAUGA